Molecule: messenger RNA, 1636 nt
Organism: Oncorhynchus gorbuscha (pink salmon)
Lineage: Eukaryota; Metazoa; Chordata; Actinopteri; Salmoniformes; Salmonidae
Product: cytochrome P450 4F3-like
Exons: 11
Coding region: 24-1316 (430 amino acids)
Molecular function (GO): heme binding; monooxygenase activity; iron ion binding
Source: RefSeq, a predicted model, not a curated record
UGUGUGUGUGUGUGUGUGUGUAGAUGCGGAGCACGGAGGAGGGCCUGCAGGCGGUGGAUCAGUUGGUAAGAACCUACAGCCACUCCUGCUCCUGGUUUCUGGGCCCCUUCUACUCCCUGGUACGACUCUUCCACCCUGACUACAUCAAGCCUCUGCUGCUGGCACCAGCUUCCAUCACAGUCAAAGAUGAGCUUUUCUAUGGGUUCCUGAGACCAUGGCUGGGACAGAGUCUCCUCCUGAGGCGUCAGUCUAAGUGGCGCCGCCUGGUGGCCGAGGGAGAGAGCCGCCAGGACAUGUUCAAUCACAUCAGCCUGAUGACUCUGGACAGUCUGCUCAGAUGUACCUUCAGCUACAACAGCAACUGCCAGGAGAGUUCCAGUGAGUACAUAGCAGCCAUAUUUGAGCUGAGCACCCUGGUGAUCGAGCGGAGAGGACGUAUCCUGCACCACUGGGACUGUCUGUACUGGAGGUCCCCAGAGGGACAGCGCUUCAAACAGGCCUGUAGUGUAGUACACGGGUUCACCAGCACUGUUGUCCAGGAGCGCAGAGCACAGCUUCUCCACCGGGGGGAGCCAGAGAGCCACACUGACAACACAAGAGGGGAGGAGAAGAAGAAGAAAAGAGUAGCAGACUUCAUUGAUUUGUUACUGCUGUCAAAGGAUGAGGAUGGUCAUGGUCUCACAGAUGAGGAGAUAAAAGCAGAGGCAGACACUUUCAUGUUUGGAGGUCAUGACACCACGGCCAGCGGGAUCAGCUGGGUUCUGUAUAACCUGUCUCAGCAUCAGGACUACCAGGACCGCUGUAGAGCCGAGGUCAACGACCUGCUUCAAGACCGAAAGACAGAGGACUUAAACUGGGAGGACCUGAGCAGCCUCCCCUUCACCACCAUGUGUAUUAAAGAGUCUCUGAGACUGCACUCCCCCGUGUCUGCUGUCACCAGACAAUACACGAAGGACAUGACGGUGCCAGGUGGACGGGUCAUACCACAGGGUAGCAUCUGUCUGGUGAGCAUCUAUGGGACCCAUCACAACCCUGAGAUCUGGCCUGACCCAGACGUCUACAACCCCAUGCGCUUCGACCCUGAGAACUCAAAGGACCGUUCAUCCCAUGCCUUCAUACCUUUCUCUUCAGGACCUAGGAAUUGUAUUGGGCAGAAGUUUGCCAUGGCGGAGCUGCGUGUGGUGGUGGCGCUGACCUUGAGGAGGUUCCGUUUGACCCCUGGGGGGGUGGAGGUGAGGAGGCUACCCCAGCUGGUGCUCAGGGCCGAGGGGGGGCUGUGGCUGACGCUGGAGACCCUAGACGCCCCCCAGGACUAACCCCUGAACUCCUCUCUCCUCUAUGGAUCAGACAUAGAGAAAACUGAUUUUAUGAUUUUACUGUAUAAACAUACGCUGAGUAUACGAAACGUUAGGAACACCUUAACACAGUAAAAUACAUAGGCCUAAAGCCUACAAAUAAACAAUUAAAUAAAUAGGCCUAAAGCCUACAAAUAAACAGUCAAAUACAUAGGCCUAAAGCCUACAAAUAAACAAUUAAAUAAAUAGGCCUAAAGCCUACAAAUAAACAGUCAAAUACAUAGGCCUAAAGCCUACAAAUAAACAGUCAAAUACAUAGGCCUAAAGCCUACAAAUAAACA